This is a messenger RNA of Formica exsecta, 5220 nucleotides long. RefSeq names its product serine palmitoyltransferase 2 (gene lace). The coding region runs from base 1123 to 2535 and encodes 470 amino acids. NCBI's taxonomy places the organism in Eukaryota, Metazoa, Arthropoda, Insecta, Hymenoptera, Formicidae. The transcript is spliced from 10 exons. Gene Ontology annotation, biological process: sphingosine biosynthetic process; ceramide biosynthetic process. Gene Ontology annotation, molecular function: serine C-palmitoyltransferase activity; pyridoxal phosphate binding. Gene Ontology annotation, cellular component: serine palmitoyltransferase complex. The record is from RefSeq and is a predicted model, not a curated record.
CCCGAAGUUUUGACAUUUAAUUUCGGGAUACCCUGUAUAUUCAUUCAGUUGAUUUUAUUAUGAGCUCAUAGCUUUUUUUGUCAUCCUUGACGCACGCGAGAAGAAUUCACAAAUCGAUGACCUGCACGGUCUUGACUCUCGAUUAGAGCAAUGCCGCAAUCAAAUUCAAUUCAUUGUUAUCGUUUCUUCACGAGCUAUAUCUGUUCAUUUCUGAUUUCUCAGCCACAUAUUAUAUAAUAAAAUUAUAUUAUACAAAUAAACUUCUUCAAAUUUUACAAAUAAAAUAUAUGUACAAAUGUAGUUUUAUUUUAAGACGUAUUAUUAUAUUAAUCAAUAUCAAAUAAAACAAUAUAUUAUAUAAGGAAAGUUAACAGUAAGAAGAACUUAAAUCAUUAUAUUUAUUUAAUAUUUUACAUGGAUUUUGGUUUUACUUUUAAUAAUUUGAUUCUUACCAUACGCAUACGCAAGCACAUGUUUACAACAAAAAAAAAAGAAUUUGUCAAAAAUUUUGCACAGAUUUUCAUAUAAAAUUGCGUCUUAAAUAAUUCACGAUAAUAUAAUUUGCAAAUGUAAAAAUUUUACAAACGAAUCUUACGAAACGCAAAAAAUAUCAUCACUGAUUAAAGUUAUCCGAAAACUGAUUACGAAAUCCAACCUACGUAAUUGGCGGAAUUCAUGCGGUGAAUGAUAGCGAUAAUUGUCAGAGAUAAAGGAUACGUGGUCGUAUCUUGGUAACGAAUAACCACAAAUAUGCUUCUCAAGUACAAGUAUAGCGAAGUGGUCAGGCUAUAAUCAGUCUUUACUCGACUACGAUCCAACACGUCGGUUAUGUUGUCACUCAUCUAUCGUAGCCUUGCGAUUCUUCGUUUUCCGUGGUUUUAAGACAAAAAAAGUUUUGACGCGUCAAUCGAUUUGAAAAUCAAUUAACGAUCAAAUUCUAAGCAGAAGAAAGACAAAAUUAAGGACGUACGAAGUUCGAACGCGCACUAUGUGUUAGAUACAUCGUAAUAUUUUUCUCAUACUCCCAUAAAAACGAAAUUACAAAAAUUAUCAUCGAAAGAGUCUUUUGAAAAAGUUCCGUUAAUCACAGCGGCACUUACACAUCUGGGUUUCUAUAUUCUCAUGUUCCUGGGGUUUAUCAAUCAAUUAUUCUUUGUUCCGAAGGUUGCUACCGAAAAGAAUAGGCAGGGAUAUGCGCCGCUCUAUGACAAUUUUGAGAAAUUUUAUCUUAGAUACGUAUACAGGAGAGUCAAAGAUUGUUGGAAUAGGCCGAUAUGUUCUGUGCCCGGUGCAAUGGUGACAUUAAAGGAUCGGGUCACUAAUGAUUACGGAUGGACGUUUCAAUUUACUGGAACUGAAACGCAAUGUAUAAACUUGGGCUCUUACAAUUAUUUAGGGUUUGCCGAGGCGAGUGGUAAGUGUGCUGAGGAAAGCAUCGAAACGCUUAGGAAGUUCGGCUGUGCCACAUGCAGUACGCGUCUUGAAUUAGGGACUAUGCCGAUACAUGAUGAAUUAGAAAAAUUGACUGCGAAAUUUCUGGAAGUCGAAGACGCCAUAGUAUUUGGAAUGGGAUUUGCAACGAAUUCUUUAAACCUGCCGUCUUUGGUCAACGAGAGUUGUCUGGUUCUUAGUGAUGAAAAAAAUCACGCAUCGCUUAUACUUGGACUGAGGCUAUCUGGGGCAGUGAUACAGAUCUUCAAACAUAACAAUGUGAAACACUUGGAGGAAUGUUUGAAAAAGGCCAUUGUUUUCGGACAGCCAAAAACUGGCGAAUCUUGGAAAAAGAUAGUUAUCAUUGUCGAAGGCGUUUACUCUAUGGAGGGCUCAAUCGUUCAUCUGCCUGAAAUAGUAGAAUUAAAAAAAAAAUACAAAGCCUAUCUUUACGUGGAUGAAGCGCAUAGUACAGGUGCUAUGGGAAAGCGUGGGAGAGGAGUUUGCGAUUAUUACGGCGUCGAUCCGCGUGAAAUUGAUAUUCUCAUGGGAACGUUCACGAAAAGCUUUGCCUCGGCGGGUGGAUAUAUAGCUGGAACAAAAACAUUGAUAAAUCAUAUAAGGAUACAUAGUCACGCGCAUACAUAUGCGGCAUCGAUGUCUCCGCCGGUUACGCAACAAAUUAUCACGUCGAUGAGAAUCAUUAUGGGAGAAGAUGGCACCGAUGCCGGUGAAAAACGUAUCAAACAAUUAGCUAGGAAUACAAGAUAUUUUAGACGCAGAUUAAAUCAGAUCGGAGUUAUAAUCCAUGGAAAUGAGGAUUCGCCCGUUGUGCCUAUGCUAGUUUACCUAUAUUCUAAAAUUGCUGCAGUGAUCCGUACUCUGACGACGUGUAACAUCGCAACCGUCGGUGUUGGUUUCCCGGCAACGCCAUUAAUGCAAGGCAGAAUUAGAUUUUGUCUCUCUGCUGCGCACACAAAGGAACAGCUCGAUUAUGUACUAUCCCAUAUUGAAAAGAUCGCGGAUACAUUAGGAUUAAGAUACUCGAAAAAACCUCGUGUUACGACGAAAAUAGAAUAUUAUUCCGACAACGAAACGGAAUGACCUACCUCAUAAAGUAAUAAAUCGUUAAGCAAUUUAUUUCUGCGGAGAAUAAACUGAAAUAACCAAGAGCUUUAAAUGCCACAACAUAAAUGUAGAUACAAUGCAUUCGUUCGUAUAUUAAAUAAGAAGACUAUUACAAUUAUUACAACAAAAGCUCGUGCUUCUAUAAUGAUUCGAAAAAAUGCAAAUGUAUUGAUAUUUGUAGUAGUUCAUACGCUUGUAGCACAAUGAUAAUUGAUAUGUGAACAAACAAACUUGAUAUCAUCAAAUGCCUAUGUUAACAAAUUAUAUUGUACAUAUUGUUAACUUUAUUGUAUGCAAAUUCUCACAGUAUUCACAUACAUAGUUAAAGAAACAUUCAAUUCUAAGAUCACGUUAAAAUACAAAGAUUAAUAUCGCGAAUAGCAGAGCUUAUACACCAAAUUAUCUAUUUUGGCUACCUGAGUGCAAACAUAUCUUACAGUAUUGUAAAAUCACUAAUUUUCUUUGCUUAAGUUAACAUUCAUUUAUUGCACUUAUAUCAUGUUAUACAAUGAGAACAUCGAUAAACAAGAGCAUCUACAAGUCUGAAUAUGUAAUGAAUAAGUUCACAUAUUUUGUACUCCUUAUUAUAGUUAACCUUGAUUAUUCAUGUUUUUAUAUUAUUGGAAAACUGUUUAAAACGCGUUAUUAUUUUAAAAAAUGCAUUUGUACAAAAUCAAUUUUUGUGCAUAUUUGUUACAUUCCACAUAACUUAGCGCAGAUCAGUUUCAUUAUCGCUAUAGAAUAUAAUCAUUUCUGUUAACGUAACGUUGUUUGAUUGGGUCUAAUUAAAACAAUAAUUUCUAAGGCCCCUUGCACCAAUGUUAUUUUGGCUUUAGGUUUUAAACUAUAAGUUAACCAACGAUUUAAUUAAUGCUUAUUGACAAAAGUUUUAAGUCUUGCUUACAGCCAAAAUAACAUUGGUGCAACUGGGCCUAAGAGAACUGAUUAUUAUUAUAGAUUUCAAUAUUCGUUAAAAUUAAUAAGCAGAUUUCUCAGUCUUAAUUUAAGUAAAUGUCACAUAUCAAUACUAUUUUUAUCGCUAAGUGAACGUUAAUGUUUGUCUUUAAAAUAGCUUUUUAAAAUUUUGGUACUUGAUAUAUUUUUUUUAUAACAAGAAUUUUUUAUGUACAAACUUUAAAUGAAAGAUAAUACGUAACAUUGACGAUAAACAAUAUAACAAUAAAAAUAUCUCAAAUCAUUUUAUUGAAUCGCUUUCAAAUUUCAUUUUUAUUUUAUUAAAUAUACUGCCACCAUUAUGAUCUCUUAGUAUUUAUGAAAACACAUGAUGACACUGAUAAAUCAGAUGAUAUUAGAAUGUAACAUAAAAAUUUGCAUAAAAAAUUCAAUCAUAUUUGAAUCAUUACAUGAUUGUAAAAGAAAAAAUAAUUAGAUAUAAAGAGAAACAAGAAAAAUUAAUUAGAAGUUAUGCUUCUAAUUCUUAUACAUAAAUAUUCAAUACAAAAUAUGUCAAAUUUAUUGUAUCUUAUUAUUAGAUCUUGGACGCAAAUUCAAAUGAUUUGUGUGAAAUUAUUUGAAUAAUUUGAAAUAAAAAUGGAAAGGUUUUAACAUGUUCACAUUUCGAACAAAACCAAAAUUGUCAAAUUAUUUAAUUGAUUUACAAUAUCGAAAGAUGCGAUUGUUUGAAUAAGCAUCAAGAAAAAUUCGAACGAAAAUAGUAUUCACUGCAAACAGGAAUACUGGAUUUGUUUGUUUCUUUCUCAUCAUUAUGUUGCCUAAUUUCAUUUUGCUAUUUUACACAUAAAUUUAGAAUCAUAAAAUGUUCAGUUCUGCACAAUUCAAGGUUAAAGCUUAAAAUUGGAAUUGUUCAAUUAUCAGAAAAUACCGAGUGUUAGUUAUUAUCAUAUCAAAUUAUACAAAUAAAAAAAGCAUAACUGUAUAUAUUAAUAUCCCUAAACUUGAGUAAAAAGAAAUUUUAACAUUUUGUAUUUACAUAUGCAGAAUUACUUUAUAUCUUUUAUAAUUAAAAGUAGAAUUAAAUUUUGGCAUAGUAUCAUUAAAUAUAUAAAACAAACUAUCUAAAAGUAUCUUGUUAAACAAUUAAAGCAAUAAGUCUUUAUAUAACAUUUAAGUGCUUAUGCACAUAUACAUAUAUCAAACAUAUAUCUGUAUUUAAAAAAAAAUAAUAGAUUCGAUUCUAUUAUUAUUAUUUAUAUUAUCAGCUAAUUAGCCUCUGAUAACUCGAAAUAUUACUAUAAGCUUUUUAAGAACAUUCCAUCACCAUUUGCAAGUACAGAGAUAAUGCAUAUAAAUUUAGUAUAUCUUCAUUUAUAUAUGAAAUUUUUCCAAUUUCGAUAUGUAUUUAUAUAGCUAGUUUAAAUUAAGAAUUAAAGAUAAUUGAGAUACAGUUUAAAGUACAACUAGUUAAUUGAAACUACGAAAAUUCAAUGUGGUUACAAUAAAAGGACGGAGACCAUAAAUGUUGUAAUUAUUCUUAAAACGCUUCAGUUAUGCUAUUUUUACGUUUUCAAUUAAAUAAUUUAACAUGUGUAUUAAAUGUAUCCAAUACUUGAUACUGAAUGAAACUGUUUAUUAGCACAAACUGCAUUAUGUAAAUCACAUAUCAAUUUUACAUGUAUCUUGUAUUACACAUAAUCUAAUAGUAAUAAGAGAUUCUUGACAAUCCAAUAAAUUCAAAAUUCA